Bathycoccus prasinos is the source of this 2946-nucleotide messenger RNA. RefSeq lists its product with no specific name. Lineage: Eukaryota; Viridiplantae; Chlorophyta; Mamiellophyceae; Mamiellales; Bathycoccaceae. The record is from RefSeq and is a predicted model, not a curated record. Bases 1 to 2946 code for a protein of 981 amino acids. Gene Ontology annotation, biological process: protein ubiquitination; ubiquitin-dependent protein catabolic process. Gene Ontology annotation, cellular component: cullin-RING ubiquitin ligase complex. Gene Ontology annotation, molecular function: ubiquitin protein ligase binding. The transcript has a single exon.
AUGGAGCAACCGAAGCGUGACGCGACGGAAAGAAAACUGGUCAUAAAAUCGUUCAAAGUUGCCCCGAAAAUCCCCUCAAACUUUUUGGAAACCACUUGGAAUGGUCGAUUGUUACACGCUUUAAAUGCAAUUCACGACGAGAAGCCGUGCGAGGAAAGUUACGAGCGGUUAUAUCGCGCGGUGGAAGACGUGGUGGUUGGGAAUUUUGGGAACGAAUUGUACGAAAAAUUGAGGCAAUGUUUAGAGGCGAGAACGGAAGCGGUGGCGAAAGAGUUGAAAGAGAAAUGUCUUCAAGGAGGAAGUUUUCAUCACGGGUCGUCGUUUAAGAAGACGUCCGGGAACAGCGCGGGUGGUUUAUCGGCGUUCUCGUCCGAAGAAGAACAGUUUCUGAAGUUUUUCGUGGACGACGUGUGGGAGACGAGGGUGAAACAGAUGAUGUUGAUUCGGUCUUUGUUUUUGUAUUUGGACCGGACGACGGCGACGGUGUUUACGAAGAACGCUUCCUUAGGGGCUUCUUCCGAUGCUGCUGCUGACUCUGCAAAAGAAGGCGGCAGAGAGAUGGCGACUGGUACUAACGAUCCGACGUCGCCGUUGGACGACGACGAACGCAGGCGACGGAGUGGGACGGACGCGGUGACUACGACGACUACUACUCCGGGGAGCAGAGAAAGUAGUAAUAAAGAGAGUAGUUUUAAACUUCCUCUGUGGGAAUUGAGCGUCCAGCAAUUUCAAAAGCAAAUGGACGCGAAUGCGGACGUGCUUCGCAAAGCCGCGAGCGGGUGUUUGCGGUUGAUCGAACGCGAAAGAGAAGGAGAGAAGAUCGAUCGAACUUUAGUGAAACGAUUUACGACCGCGAUGGAAACGUUGAAAAGGUACGGCGGCGGAUCAAACAAAUCGUUUUCGUCGUCGUCGUUUCCUUCCGCGGUAGCCAGCGGCCAGAGGAAUUCAAAGAAGCGCUCGGCCGAAGAAGAAGAAGAAGAAGAAGAAGGAACGAUGAUGAUGGUGGACGACAACAAACAACAACAAUUAACACCAAAAUCACCACCACCUUUGUUGGUGUUCAACUUCGAGCGUCUCUUCUUAGAAAACACGGCCAGAUUUUACGCCAAAGAAUCGGACAAGAGGUUUGGAAUCACGAAAAAGUCAGCUUCGGAGUGCGCGGACUAUUUGAAACACUGUCAAACGCGAUUGAACGAAGAAACGCUCGAUCGCGCGGAGAGUUAUUUGCAACCGCAAACGAAACUGGUGCUUACAAAAACGGUCGAGAAAGCGUUGAUUCAGGACAAGAAACUCGAAAUUAUCGACAGUUCGGACGAAAUGCUCGCGGACAGUGCGAAAGUAGAGGACUUGAAACGCUUGUACUCGUUACUCUCUCGCGUCCCGGACGGCUUGAAACUCCUGAGAGACCAGUUCACGAAACGAUUGAAAUUUGUCGGCCAAAAGACCGUUCAAGACGAAGCUGCCGAUUGCGUUGACGUUUUAUUACGAAUGAAAUCCUCCGUGGACGAUAUCGUCGUGAACGCGUUUGAGAAUCAGCGCCAAUUCAGCGAAGGCGCCAAGGUUGCGUUUGAAAUGUUCAUCAACACUUCGAAGAACAAUCGAAUCGCGGAGUUAAUCGCAAAAUUCAUGGACGAAAAGUUGAAGAAAGGGAAUAAAACGUCCUUGUCGACCGAGAAAGACUUAGACGAGCAACUGAACAAAGCCGUGGCGUUGUUUCGAUUCAUACAAGGCAAAGACGUGUUCGAGGCGUUUUACAAGAAGGAUUUGGCGAAACGCUUGUUAUUUUCAAAAUCGGCAUCCAUCGACGCCGAGCGGUUGGUGGUUGGCAAGUUACGAUCAGAGUGCGGAGCGAACUUUACCACUCGUCUGGAAGGAAUGUUCAAAGACGUGGACGUGAGUCGAGAUACCGUGCGUAACUAUCGUAACAACGCGACUAAUAACACGGCGGCUUCCGUCGGCGGCGAGACAAAGGCGGACGUGGACAUGAACGCUUCUGUCGCGGAAGGCGUCGAUGAAGAUAAAUCAAAAAGAACAAGAAAGAAAUCGACAUCAAUAAUAACAAAAGAAGAAGGAGGGGGAGAAGCGUUGGAACCAUUACCGCCAAAACCACCAAUGACGAACCGCGAAACUUUCUCCGUGAACAUCUUAACCGCUGGAUUUUGGCCGUCGGCGGCGAAACUCGACGUCGUCUUACCGCCGGAAUUACAAUCGUUGCGAGACGAUUUUGAAUCGUAUUAUUUAGAGCAACACAACAAUGGGAGACGAUUAGCUUGGCAACACUCCACGUCCACGUGUGUCCUGAAAGUCAAAUUCGCGAGUGGUACGAAAGAGUUGGCGGUCUCGUUGGCGCAAGCCGUAAUCAUCUUGGCGUUCAACGAGAACGACGACGAUACGAACGACGACGAGCAACAACACAAACAGUUCACGUAUAAGGAGUUGAAAGAGAAAACAAACAUCCCGGACGUCGAAUUGAAACGCACGUUGCAAUCCUUAUACGGCGGUAAGUACCGAGUGUUAUUAAAAACCCCGAUGAGUAAAGACAUCGACGAGGCGAAAGACGCGUUCAAAUUCAACUUCAACUUGCAAGAAAAACUGGUUCGAUUGAAAAUCUCCGCCAUUCAAUCCUCUACACAAGCGAGCGGUAAAAAACGAGGCGCCGGAGGAGAAAACGGGGGAGAUCACCCGACCACGAUGGAAGAAGACGAAAACGAAGCCGUCCGCGAAUCGGUCCGCGCGGACCGAUUCCACCAAAUCGACGCCAUGAUCGUUCGAAUCUUAAAAACCAGGAAAAAGUUGCCGCACCCGGAGUUAAUCAACGAGGUCGUGGCGAAACUCCAGUUCCCGGUGAACAACCAAGAUUUGAAGAAACGAAUCGAAAGUCUGAUCGAUCGCGAGUACGUGGAAAGAGACAAGGACGAUCGAGACGUGUAUCAUUACGUCGCUUAA